Molecule: messenger RNA, 4474 nt
Organism: Notodromas monacha
Lineage: Eukaryota; Metazoa; Arthropoda; Ostracoda; Podocopida; Cyprididae
Source: the annotation of a GenBank genome assembly
AUGGGAGGAAAAACUGCCUCCAGACAAGAUGUAACUAAUGUCACAAUUGCCUUUGUUUCAGAAAUCACAAUAAGAGCUGAAGUCUGCGGCCAAGAAUCACCAGAACUGAUUGUAAAAAGGGGCGAGAAAAGAAACAUAUCCUACUGGGCGCCAUUCACACAUCCUAUUGUUGUCCCUACACAACUUCCAAUCAAUGCUGACUCAGCACCCACAACCACGGGAAAACAAGAGCCUGAAGAACCUCCAACAACCAUCAAUACUCUGUCUUCUUCCAUUGCUGCUGAGUCCCAGGUCGACUCUGUCCACCAAAAUGAAAUCAGCCAUGAUGAAACUGAGGAAGAGCUCUUCACCAACACAGAGCACUUGUUGAAAACAACAACAUCUAUCCCUGAAGAUGUCACAGAAAAGAAGCAUUCUCAUCCUCAAGGAACUGGGUCAUCUGAGGAUAACCUCAAAGAACUGAUUACAACCACCAGAUCACUUGAGGAAUCUGCCAUCACAACUACUAUAAAAACAGACUCAAGUGAAGCACCCACUGAAAGCCCUGAUGCUAAGGUAGAAAACCCAGUUUCACUUGAAGAAAUUGAUGAGCCAACAAAAUUGCAAGUUCAUCAUGAAUCAACAGCUUCAUUUGAGAUACUCUCAGAAAAAGAAAAACCAGACCUGAAAACUACAACAACUACAGCAAUAGUUGAAGAAGUCACUGCUUCAGCUAUUGUUCAGACAACUGAUGCACCUAAAGUUUCUGACAUAGUGAAUGAUGACAACUUGGAUCUACAAGAAGAGACCAUUUCAGAUUUACAAAAUCAGAAUGAUGCUGCUGAGACUGGGAAAACUGAAAAACCUGAACCCUCUCUUCCUGAAAACUUUGGACAGAAUGGUGAGAUCUCUUCAAACACUGAAGCAUCAAAAAAGACUUCCUCUGUCACUGAAGCUGAAGAAUUUACUGAUGCAUCUAAGGUAGAAGGAACUGAAAAACCUAAACUGUCUCCUGAUGUUCCCAAUGAUGCAAAGUCGAAUCCACAAGAAGACAAGAUCAUUUCAGAUUCUGAAACCUCAAAAGAUGUCCCUUUGGCAACCCUGGAGGAUGUUACAAGUGCAUCUGAGGUUGGAAACACUGAAAAACCUAAACCUUCUCUAGUUGGCAAUUCAGAUGAGCUGCUGUCAGAAAAGGACAAAAUUGUUUCAAAUUCUCCAUCAAUUUUUGAAGAAACUACAGUUGCAUCCAAAGUUGAAAGAACUGAAAAACCAGCUGAAUCUUCUUUGGUUUUGAAUGAUGAUGACAAUUUGGAACUUCAAGACAUCUUGUUUCCAAGCACAGCAUCAAAAGAUGAAAAAGUUACAAUUUCACCUGAUGCUGCUGAAAACACUGAAAAACCUGAAAAGGUUCUGAUUGUGAAUGAUGGCAACUCUGAAACACAAGACAAAAUAUUCUCAAGCACAGACACUGUUCAGGAAACUUCCUCACUUUCUUCAGCAAAAUCUGAAGAAUUCACAACUUUGGCAAAUUCAGACAUUACUGAAAAGCCUGAACAAUCUCUGCUGGCUGUGAAUGAUGAAAACAUGGAACCCGAAGCGGAUGAAAUUGUCUCAAACACAGAGAAUCCAGAAACGUCUUCCGAAAAUUUUCAAAAAAUUGAAGAAAAAAUAACAGCAGCGUCUCCGAAUUAUGAUGGACUUCAGAACGACGAACCGGCAACGACAUCUGCUGUCGUUGUCCAAAGAAAACAACCUUCAUUAGAAGAAGAGGAAAUAUUCACGAAUAAACUCCCAACCAAACCGUUUUCAUCAGACCCAGAAAAGCAUCGCCAGGCAGUAAACGACGAAUCAGUCAAUAGUCGUAAUGAUGAGAGUACCACGAUCAUAACAACCGAAGAAACGGCAGCAGAAGAAAAUGGCACAAUGACCACGGAAUCAGAAUCAACCACAACUGAAGGAACGCAAUUUGCCGAAAACAAUCCUCCGAGUCCGUCUUUCCGAAAUUCGAAUGUCAAACCGAGUGAUGAUGCGUCUGAGAAAGAUGUCGCUUUCGAUUCUCCGAAAGAGGAACACGUCAUCGCGGCUAUUUACGACUUGUUAGGAGCGACAUCUGCGGGAAAUCAAGAAAAAGGCGCUCUCAGGAAACGAAAGGCGACUGCAGCAGAUUUUGCUACUGAUGAUGGAGACACGUCGGUGCCAAAGUCUAGCAAUUACAGAGCUGUUGACGCUGUUUUCCCUGUUGUGCAAGCAGAAACUUCGCCUGAAAAUGACGUGACUGCCAGAGAAGCAGCAGAAAAUGGAAAGACACAGCAGCAAAGGAACCCAGGCCACAGCCUGUGGUCUGUUUUCCUGAAUGCUUACAAUGCUGCCUCUGGUAUCUGGGACACAAGCAAAGCUGAUGAGUCUCAGCUAAAAGUCAUUCCAGCUCCGCAGCUGGGUCAAGCCCAGUCUCACCAGCACGACGACGACGCCAUUCUUCAUCACGACGGGACUCAUCAUCGUCACCACAACAAAGUGAUCAAGACUGAAGAAAUUCAAGACGGUGGCAUCACUCAUGUCAUUGUGGGGUCAUUCGACGCCUCCGAGUCGCAGUUUCCCAUGUCAGGUCACGACCAUUUGCUGCACGAAGGACAGUCUUUGUCUGUGUCGUAUCAGUUGUCGGUGGAACCACAUCAUGGACCCGGAGGAAAACGGGGAACAGUGUUGUCUGAGCCCUUGGACCCAACCACAGCCCAUCAUGGAACUCCAGUCCAAGGAAAAGAAGGUUCUCAGUUGGACAGAGGAAGUAUGAUGGAAUCCAGUCAUUUUGCUGAAAAAAGUGACACGUCCUUCCAACAGCCAAAAAUAACCUAUGAUUGGAUUCCAAGUAAUGGGCCUGAAAAACGCACAGAAGACAAUCAUGAAAAUUACAAUCCCAAAGAAAAUGUCCCAACAGUAGCAGUUUCAAGCCAUGCAACCUUGAAAUUACCCAGGAAACCAAUCAUUCAGGAGGACUUUGAAGAGAAGCUUUAUCUUACCAAGGAAAGAACUGCUGAGGAAAAAGAUACAGGUGCAUUCUUCCUUCCAGGAGCAUUUGUGAAAGCUAAAUUCAGGCCAGACACCUUGGAGGAAACUGUGGCUGACAUUGUUUCAGAUUCUCAAGCAAUUCUUUUGGAGAAUCCCAACAAGAAAGUGGAUGUGAUUCCUGAUGAGAAAGUAAAAAUACCACUUUUAGUCAACCCUGUGAUUCAAGAAGAGAAGGAUAUUAUGGGAGUUAUGCCAGCUGAUCCAGCAACAGAAAAGGACCCUGCUGAGACAGAAAUGAAAUCAGUAAACACAGCUGAUUCUAGUGCUACUACCGCUACAACAGCUCCAGGUCCAGCAGACAAUAACGAGCCUGUGAUAUUCGAGGCAGCAAUUUCAGUUCCGAAAUUCAGUCAAAAGUUGAAACCCCUGAAUGCCCCGAGCAAGGUCACGCCUUAUCCAAUGCUGAAAAAGAAGGACGGUAUACUGGUCCUUGGGUUUGAGUCUUCAUCAUCAAGCCCCAUCAUUUCAACCACCAGCAAAGCCACAACUGUCAAAAUUGAGGAUUUGUUCAGAAAUGUGCAGAAUCCUCAGGUCCCCAGUGUUGUGAUAAUCUCGGGCAAAUCGAAAACCAGACAACAGAGGCGUCUGGCAGUUGAUGAGAACAAUGAGUUAUUGAUGAGGGAUCCUGUUGAGGCAUUGAGACGAGGACAUGAAAAGUUCUUCAGGUUUCUUGAAACGCAGCCGACAGAUUUCGUCGAUGCAUUUUUGGAUGGAAGAAUAAACAGCAGGCGAAAAAGGGACGCUGGUCAUCCUGGUUUCGGAAAGGGCAUCAGCUGCGACUGGAGCAUCAAGGCUGAAGAUCCAAGUUUAUUCCUCCUGGUGACCUUCAGGAACAUCAGUGCCCCGUUUUCCAUUGAUUGCCAAGGUGCUUACAUCGAAGUGGAGCGAGAAAAUAACGGGUUCCAAGCCCGCUGGUGCGACACAAAAAUGCCCGACCCCAACGGAGCGAGACAAAAUAUAAUCUUGGCGAGAUCCGAGGUGAGACUCGGGAUUUUCGAUGACGAAGCGUCGGGUAAAAAUAUGCCGACCGGCUUCGACGCAGAAGUUGAAGUAAUUGACAUCAGGGACUCGAGAAAUUACGAGAAGUUCCGCAACUCCAUGGCGUACGGGCAAUUGCGGCGUUUGACGAACGGGCGAUGAAGCUGAAAUAAUAUAAAUAAAUACAACUUGGACUCUUUUUUUUUUUAAGAAAUUGAGUGACAAAAAAAACGAAGAAAAGCAACCAAAUCGUCCACGCCGUCCUUUGAACAUUCCUCGACUGCUGAGAGUACUGAAGAAAAGUCCUUGAUAUGUUGAGUGAGGAAAAAUACUGCAAUUUCAGUGCAUCACACUUUUUUUUGUUGUGUAAUGAUUUGAACGUUUUGUUGUGACUGUUGGAAUGAUUGAGGGCUCCAGUCAAUAAAUUGGCUGUCGUGUUUUUGCAAGGAAA